GCCAGCGCCGCCAGCCGAACACCGUCGCAAUGCUGUCCUGGCUCGCUCGAUGGGCGCUCCUUGCGGCCCUACUGCUCGCGUUGGCGCGGAGCGUGUUGGCAUGGGACGCAGAGGACUUCGAGAUCUUUGACCUCGUAUCGGCGCUCGAGCUCGCAGAAGGCAAAGGCACUUCCUUUUAUUCUUUCCUCAAUGUCACCCCGACAGCCACUUCGGCCGACAUUGGCAGGAUGUACCGCAAGCGUUCACUGGAGCUACACCCGGACAAGAACCCGCACAUGAAGGGUGCACCCGAACGAUUCGCUCGCUUGGGCGUCAUCGCCAACAUCCUCAGGAGCGAAGAGAAACGCAAAAGAUAUCACUACUUCUACGAGAACGGAGUGCCAAAGUGGAAAGGAACUGGCUACUUCUACUCACGCUAUCGUCCUGGUCUAGGCGCAGCGCUCACUUUUCUUGCUCUGGUCACUUGCAUGGUGCAGAAUCUCGUGCACCGUCUAAACUACAAAUCCGAACUCAAACGCAUCAGACGGUUUCAGAGCGUGGCCAAAGCGACAGCGUAUGGCAAAGGCAAGCCAGUACAGCAGACACGCAAGAAAGUCAAAGUGCCCAUCCGCGAUGUUGGCCUGGCGGAAGCAGAAGGCGAUGAACCCGCACCUGCUCGUGGCGGCUCGCGCGAUAUGCUAAGCCUGAUCGUACAAGGCGAUCAGGUCUUCAUCGCAACAGAAGAUGGCGAUGAGAUUCCAUUAGACGAAUCUGCUGCUGUUGCGCCUUCUUGGCAGCGGACAUGGGUGCCCAGUCUGAUUGCUAGUGGUAUCAACCGUGCUAGAGGGCCAUCAAAAGCGAUCUACAUGGCGCCGGACGAGAGCGAAGAGCCGGAGGGCAGCGCGACAUCGUCAGCUCGCAAGAUUGCGCCCAGCAAAGCAAACAAGCAGGGCGGACGUCGCCGGAAAUGA
Molecule: messenger RNA, 950 nt
Organism: Mixia osmundae IAM 14324
Lineage: Eukaryota; Fungi; Basidiomycota; Mixiomycetes; Mixiales; Mixiaceae
Exons: 8
Coding region: 30-950 (306 amino acids)
Cellular component (GO): endomembrane system
Source: RefSeq, a predicted model, not a curated record